This is a messenger RNA of Salvia miltiorrhiza (redroot sage), 1821 nucleotides long. RefSeq lists its product as uncharacterized. The record is from RefSeq and is a predicted model, not a curated record. NCBI's taxonomy places the organism in Eukaryota, Viridiplantae, Streptophyta, Magnoliopsida, Lamiales, Lamiaceae. Bases 200 to 1669 code for a protein of 489 amino acids. The transcript has 13 exons. Gene Ontology annotation, cellular component: microtubule cytoskeleton. Gene Ontology annotation, molecular function: ATP hydrolysis activity; ATP binding.
AAGACAUCGCGUGAAUAGAAAACCAAACGGAAUCUGUUAAUUGGAUUGUAAAAUUGCAAGAAGUCAAUUUUGCGAGCUGCGUUGAGUUUGCAACUCGAAUUAGCAAUUCUCAAGCCACUGACUGCAGAAAGUUUCUUCUUCAAAUUCUCUUCCGAAAAUCUUCGAAUCGGCCAAUGUGACGGAUGAAUGUUUUCAUAGAAUGAGCUUUCUGAAAGAUAUCAUCGAGAAUUUUAGUUCGAUCUUCUCCGAUUCGGUACAGACUGAGAGAAACCCUAGCACCACAGGCGGCGGAGCGAUGGACGCGGAGGGCGGUGUUUCGACGGGGAAUGAGCGGACCGCUUAUAAGCUGAAAGGUUACUUUGAUUUGGCCAAAGAGGAGAUCGCCAAGGCUGUUCGCGCUGAGGAGUGGGGGUUACCUGACGACGCCAUUUUUUGUUACCAGAAUGCGCAGAGGAUACUGGGUGAAGCGGUUUCCACUCCUGUGCCUUCGUACAUCACCUCUAGUGAAAUGGAGAAGGUGAAAUCUUAUAGGCAGAAGAUAUCAAAAUGGCAGGGUCAAGUAGCAGACAGACUGCAAACGUUAACUCGAAGAACAGGUGGAUCAUCAGAAAUCAAGAGCACAUCACCAAAGUUGCAAACUGGGAUAGUUUCAUCUUCGGCUUCACAUCCAAGAAAAGUGGCAGCACAAAAAGUUUCUGUCAGUAGCAGAGCUGGUCCUGCUCUGAGGAGUCAAGGAAACAAUGCUUCAACGUUGCAAAAAUCUGCUCAGGGAUCUGCUGGUGGUCAUGAUGCUAAAUUGGUAGAGAUGAUAAACUCUGUGAUUGUUGAUCAUAGCCCUUCAGUUAAAUGGGAAGACAUUGCUGGUCUUGAGAUGGCAAAACAAGCAUUGACAGAAAUGGUUAUUCUACCAACAAAAAGAAGAGACCUUUUUACUGGACUUCGAAAACCAGCCAAAGGUUUAUUGCUCUUUGGACCACCUGGCACUGGGAAAACCCUGCUUGCUAAAGCAGUUGCUUCAGAAUCUGAAGCUACCUUUUUUAAUGUUUCUGCUUCUUCACUGACAUCAAAGUGGGUGGGAGAGGGCGAAAAGCUUGUUCGUACUCUUUUUCAGGUUGCCAUUUCCAGGCAGCCAUCAGUGAUUUUCAUUGAUGAGAUUGAUAGUAUUAUGUCAACAAGAACAGAGAAUGAGAAUGAAGCAAGUAGAAGGUUGAAGUCUGAGUUUCUAGUUCAGUUUGAUGGGGUAGCAUCAAAUUCUGGUGAUUUAGUUACUGUCAUUGGUGCAACCAAUAAACCCCAAGAAUUGGACGAUGCAGUUCUUAGAAGACUGGUAAAAAGAAUCUACAUUCCUUUGCCAGAUGCAAAUGCUAGGAGAGUUCUUCUGAAGCAUAAGCUCAAGGGUCAAGCAUUUUCUUUGCCGGAUAGAGAUGUAGAGAGACUUGUGGCUGAAACUGAUGGGUAUUCCGGAAGCGACCUACAAGCUUUGUGUGAGGAAGCUGCAAUGAUGCCAAUCAGAGAGCUAGGUGCAGACAUUCUCACAGUCCAGGCAAAUCAGGUUAGGAGGUUAAGAUAUGGAGAUUUUCAGAAGGCAAUGACUGUUAUCAGGCCUAGCUUACAGCGAAGCAAGUGGGCUGAACUCGAAAGGUGGAAUCGAGAGUUUGGCUCCAACUAGUUUAAUAUUGCUCCAUAUACAUGCAUAAAGUUUUUCCUUUAUUGAAAAACAAUUAUUUCAGGUAUAUUAUGGCCUCAGAAGAUUCACUAAUUGAUAACAUGUAAAAAAGUUUAUAAAAUUUGAUUAUAAUUUAUAUAUGUAUCUAUAAUCUA